This is a messenger RNA of Drepanopeziza brunnea f. sp. 'multigermtubi' MB_m1, 1203 nucleotides long. The record is from RefSeq and is a predicted model, not a curated record. Lineage: Eukaryota; Fungi; Ascomycota; Leotiomycetes; Helotiales; Drepanopezizaceae.
AUGCAAUCAAUCGACCCCCGAAGCGGCGAAAGCAAUAGACAAGGAGCUUUUGGAACGCUAGCAAAAGCUACGGACCCUUUCUCGAGACCCGCGGAACCUCCUUUAAUGCUACCGAACGACCCAAGCACUCGGAAUACCUUCGAAGCACUAAACGAAGACACGUCGGACCUCGACGCUAUUGCGCGAGACCUCGAUGAUCUACGCAAUUUAACAAUUACGAAGGACGUGCAACAACGUAAAGAGAGAAUCGAAGAAGCUAUAAAGCACAAAGAGGAGCUCGAGGCAGUUAAAGCAGCAAGGCAAUCAUCAAAGCGCAGUUCUCGCAGUUUUCGCGAAUCUCUUCCGUCUCCCGUCCCUUUAUUACUUCAGUCAGCGAUUUUAUCACUUAAAGAAUGCGCUAAAAAGCAGCAAGACGAGGUUCCGAGCAACUCUUAUCAAAGACAACGUAAAGAUCUUCGAUUUGGAUACGAGCAGAAAAGAGAGCAAGCUCUUGCUAGCGACCUUAGCGAUCCAAAUAGCUCGGACGGUGAUCCAAAAAGAAAGAAUAGAGAAGGAAACGAGUGGGAUAGGCACGGAAGAAAAGAAAGAGGACACGGUGGCCCGACAAAAGGACAAGGAAAUGAGCCGCUAAAGGACCCUGGACGAGGAUACGAACCCCCCGGCGGACCUAGGCUAAACCGACCCCCUACCAGCACUCCUUUUUCGACCCGAGUGCUAGCCAGGCACACCUACGGCACCCUAGCCCUUGACGAUGACGACGAUUUUCUUAAGCUCGGAACGGCGGACCCACACUCGAGGGCGAAAGAGUUAGCUUUAUUUGCAAAGAGUUUUUUUAAGGAAUUAAAAUAUUCAAGUCUUAAGAACGACUUUAAUAUUCGGCUCAAGAUUUUUGCCGAUCACGCGUACCGAUACGGGUUGACAACUGACGAUUACUUGGCUGCUUUCCUUAUUAUGCUAGCAAGGGAGGCAAUUGGGGAAAACCUAAGGAACUCGCUUAGCGAGUGCUUCGAAAAACUCGCUAAAGAGCUCAAAGGCAUUCAGAGCUCGCUACGACCAAGUCUGAAGGACGAUAAGAGUCUCGCCGACAAGCUGUAUUCACUAGCUAAAAGCGAGCUGUUCACGUCGCGUAGCGAUAAGAAUCAAGGCCGGACCGAGAAUUCCUUCGAGAGCGCAUUACGCUAUCUUAAAGUCUUAAUCCUAUGA